Messenger RNA from Colias croceus (clouded yellow), 1881 nucleotides. It is a transcript of the gene T3dh, whose product is annotated as probable hydroxyacid-oxoacid transhydrogenase, mitochondrial. The record is from RefSeq and is a predicted model, not a curated record. The coding region runs from base 411 to 1799 and encodes 462 amino acids. Gene Ontology annotation, molecular function: metal ion binding; alcohol dehydrogenase (NAD+) activity. Gene Ontology annotation, cellular component: mitochondrion. The transcript has 9 exons. NCBI's taxonomy places the organism in Eukaryota, Metazoa, Arthropoda, Insecta, Lepidoptera, Pieridae.
CUGUGCCGAGGACAUAACAGAAUGAAAACAAACAAAAAGUUAUGCAUGCGAAUUUUAUAAAUUCAAGUCGUUUUCGUGAUGAAAAAUAUCAUAAUAAAGACCAAAUAAAAUAGCAUUAUUGCAAGAGAGACUACCAAACAAUACAGAAUUUUGAGGUUAAAUGAAAUACCUUUAAAAACGACAAAAAAAAAUUAGACGUGAUAAAAAAAAAAAUGAAAGCAGAUUGAGAUGAAGCUAGAUUCAGCAUGUUAAGAUCUUCAUGUUUAUAAUAUUUUUAUUCAAAGGAGGAUUUCUUUGCAGACCAGUGUUACAACGUUGAUAAAAUAAAUAUUACUUGCCAACAUAUUAUGCUGUAAAGGAGGACCAUUUUAAAACUUAUUAUUUAUUAAAGUGAAGAAUACUGAAUAACUAUGUCUUCUCGUAAACGUGUGUUUGAUUUGCUAAGAACGAUAAAUGUUGCUGCAUGCCAAUGCCCAGCCCAUAGCCAUAGAGGAAACUUCCAGGUUACCAAUGCAACACCAACAAAGGAUUAUGCUUUUGAAAUAAAAUGCUCAACUGUAAGAUAUGGGCUCGGAGUUACAAAAGAGGUUGGCAUGGAUCUAGUCAACCUGGGUGCCAAACAUGUUUGUGUUAUGACUGAUCCCAAUGUGGUAUCAUUGAAUCCAACUAAAGCUGUACUGGAUUCACUUACUAAAAAUGGAAUAAAUUACAAAGUAUAUGAUAAUGUUAGAGUCGAGCCAACAGAUACAAGUUUUAAGGAUGCUAUAGAGUUUGCAAAAGCUGGUGACUUUGAUAGUUUCAUAGCUGUUGGAGGUGGAUCAGUGAUGGACACAUGCAAAGCAGCUAAUUUGUACUCAUGUGACCCUGAUGCAGAAUUUCUGGAUUAUGUUAACAUGCCUGUUGGUAAAGGAAAGCAAGUUACUGUUCCUCUGAAGCCUCUCAUUGCAAUCCCCACAACCAGUGGCACAGGAAGCGAAACAACAGGCAUGAGCAUAUUUGACUAUGAAGAAAUUCAUGCCAAAACUGGUAUAGCAAAUUCGGCGCUUAGACCACUCUUAGCCUUAAUCGAUCCUCUUCACACCUUAACAGUACCAAAAAACGUUGCAAUAUACUCCGGUUUUGACAUAUUUUGCCAUGCUUUGGAAAGUUUUACUGCAAUUCCUUAUUCGGAGCGCGGACCAGCGCCUACGAAUCCCGCUUUGAGACCAGUGUAUCAAGGAAGCAAUCCUAUUUCUGAUGUCUGGGCUAGAUUUUGCUUGCAGACACUAGCAAAAUACUUCGAGCGGUCGGUAAAUAACGCGGAUGAUAUAGAGGCUCGUUCAAGCAUGCACCUAGCGGCCACGAUGGCUGGGGUUGGUAUUGGCAACGCUGGCGUGCAUCUGUGCCAUGGCCUCGCUUAUCCCAUCGCGGGCAACGUGAAGAAAUUCGUCCCGAAUGAUUAUGGAAAAGAUCCAAUAAUACCACACGGAUUAGCAGUAGUAAUGACGGCUCCGGCAGUGUUCCGCUUCACAGCUCAAAGCGAUCCCGACAAGCAUUUGGAAGCUGCUAAUCUUCUGGGCUUUGAUAUCGCGAAUCGCAAGCAAGAAGACGCUGGCAAAGUACUGGCUGAUGCUAUAUUGAAUUAUAUGGAAAAAAUGAAUAUAGACAAUGGACUUUCUAGUCUAGGGUAUACUGAUGCGGAUAUCCCAAAGCUUGUUAAAGGCGCUUUACCACAGCAUCGAUUGUUACAACUAACUCCAGUUUCACAAACGGAAGAAGAUUUACAUAAUCUUUUCGAAGAUUCUUUAACUAUAUACUGAUGAUAAUGUUUACUUGUUAUUAUAUUUGUAAGAAAAAUGGUUAUAUUGUUUUGAAGUUUUAAUAAAUGAAAGAACAUGAAAA